AACCCUUAUCUUUCGCUUGCCCUCUUCUCACACCGUCAUCAAUAUCCAUCUCGAUCUUCUCCUCUCUUGCUCUCCCUCCAGCUGCACAACGAUCUAGAUCGAUCGAUAUGUGUUCUUUCUGUAUCAACUAGCAAGUUGAUUCUUCUUCUCCUGCAUGCUUCUUAUUUAUUCCAAGCUGGCCUGAAUUAGGAAGCUAGCUAAUUUAUUGAGAGACAGAGCAAGAUUGCAAGCGCGAGAGCUUUAGAGAGGCUGCUGUUGUUUCGUUAAUUCUGCUGGCGAUCGAUAGAUCGAGGAUGUGCACCAGGGGCCACUGGAGGCCGUCGGAGGACGAGAAGCUGAAAGAGCUCGUUGCGCUAUACGGGCCGCACAACUGGAACGCCAUCGCAGAGAAACUUCAAGGGCGAUCAGGUAAAAGCUGCAGGCUGAGGUGGUUCAAUCAGCUCGACCCAAGGAUCAACCGGAGCCCCUUCUCGGAGGAAGAGGAGGAGCUGCUCCUCGCCUCGCACCGCGUCCACGGCAACCGUUGGGCCGUCAUCGCUAGGCUUUUCCCAGGGCGCACCGACAACGCCGUCAAGAACCACUGGCAUGUGAUCAUGGCGCGGCGGUGCAGGGAGAGAAUGAGGCUGUCAAACAGGAGGGGCGGUGAUGGUGACGCCGCUGGUGCUGUGGAAGAUGAUAACUCUAGGAACGCCAAGAAGCCGAGGCCUGACGUGAACAGCAUGUCCUCCUUGCUAGAGAAGUACCGAAGAGAAUUUGCUGUCCCGUUUGCCAUUGGCCAUGAUAGCAAGGAGGGUUAUUGUUCAACUACUAAUGAAGACACGAAUAAUUCGGUUGAGUUCUACGACUUCCUCCAAGUGAACGCGAGCUCGAGCGAUACCAAGUGUGGUUCGAGCAUUGAGGAGCAUGAGGAGAACCGGGAUGAUCAAGCUGAAGGGCAGGUGCAGUUCAUAGAUUUCAUGGAGAUUGGGGCUUCUCAUCGUCAAUGAUUUAUCUAUAUAUUUAACUAGGGAUGCAUCCAAAGCAAGUUGUAAUGCUUUGUGAAAGAGGCAUGCUGCAAAUAGAAAUCUAACACCAAAAGUACUUAGAGGACGCAAAAAUGCACCAUACAUACAUGACAUGUAACUUAUUGAUGUAACAUAUCUGUCCAUCCAUCGUUGGGGGUACAUAUGCAAAAUUCUUCUGAGAUAAAUGAGGAAUUAAUUAUUCUCUCAUCUAUGUGUAAAUUUAUGUUAUAAUAUAAAUUCUGUUUAAGUCCUUUUCUGUACUAAUAAA
Phragmites australis (common reed) is the source of this 1272-nucleotide messenger RNA. RefSeq names its product transcription factor MYB52-like. Gene Ontology annotation, biological process: regulation of DNA-templated transcription. The record is from RefSeq and is a predicted model, not a curated record. Lineage: Eukaryota; Viridiplantae; Streptophyta; Magnoliopsida; Poales; Poaceae. Gene Ontology annotation, molecular function: DNA-binding transcription factor activity, RNA polymerase II-specific; RNA polymerase II cis-regulatory region sequence-specific DNA binding. The transcript has 3 exons. Gene Ontology annotation, cellular component: nucleus. The coding region runs from base 294 to 986 and encodes 230 amino acids.